Messenger RNA from Zea mays, 1423 nucleotides. RefSeq lists its product as uncharacterized. Bases 607 to 1098 code for a protein of 163 amino acids. The transcript has 3 exons. The record is from RefSeq and is a predicted model, not a curated record. NCBI's taxonomy places the organism in Eukaryota, Viridiplantae, Streptophyta, Magnoliopsida, Poales, Poaceae.
UUCUUGGCACUACAUGGAAGCAUCUUUGGCACGCUGAGUAAGGUGAUUGGCCGGAGGAGGUUGGAUUUGUCCGGCAUGCUUGCUUGCCUGCAGAGGACCCCACACAUGAGCUGAGAUAGAAGCGAGCUCUCAUCACAAGAGGCCUGUCCAGUCCAGGUUGGAGAAUCUCCUUCCUCCUCUUCCUCCCCUGCCUCGCUAGAUAUAACAAACCAUGCCGGCCUACUUGCCAGCUCGCAGUCCCAGCAGAGACCAGAGCCUCCGGAAACCGCAGCCUCUUGGCCUUUGCUUCCUCGCUUAUCUGGCGUACAGGCUAAGCUAGAGAGGGAGGGAGGGAGAGCUCGCCGUUUCCGACCCAUCGGCAGCGCCGGAGAUCCUGAAAAGAGUGCCAGCUGAGUACCUCCUGCUGCUCGAAUUUUCUCGUGGGACAGACAAUUUUCAGAUAAGGACGUCAGGGAGCAUCAUGGACGACAGGGAGCAGAUGAGGAUGACCGUCCUGAACCAAGAACAGGUCUUCAGACAUCAGGUACCGACGAAACGAGCACCUGCAGUCUGCGCACACGUACAGUACACGAGCUGCACCGGCUGUACCACGUCCAGAAGCAGCUGAUGAUGCAGCAGGCACACACGCCUGCUCCGGCGACCCGUGCUCCAGCAGUGCUCGACGACGCCAAGGCCAAGCCAAGAAGACCGCACCUAGACAUCUGGUGCAGCGAGACGGCGAGAAACCCCCCUCAGCAACGGAUCAUCAGCUUCAACACGGCCACAGCACCGGCACCGGCACCGGCACCGGCGCCUGCAAGGGCCGAGGACUGCAACCUUGAGCUGACACUGGCAACGGGACGACCGAGCAGCAGCAGCGGUAGCAGCAGCUGUGACGCCGGAAGGCGGCGGGGGAAGCGGCUCAAGGUGUCAACCAACUCGGACUCCGGCGCCACCGCGGUGUCGUCCACGUCGACGGACUCGGAGCUGGCGCAGUUCGGGGACAUCGACGCGGCGAAUCUGCCGGUGGUCAGGUUUCAGGGCGAGGUUACUAGGAGGAUGGGCGAGGUGGGGCAGGGCCCGUGGAUGUACCGGUGCCUGAGCUUGAAGACCGCGUGACGAGUUUGUGCUGUAUGUAGUUGUAGGUAGGAAAUGGGGAGUUGCGGUUGUAGAGUUCAGACUUGAGAGGAUUGAGAAGGAGACACAUCACAUGUCUUGUGUUUUACAUGCACGGAUUGGGAUCCUCGGCAGUCGACUGCUCUCACGCAUCAACACCGGUAGACUCCAACUGUCAGCCUCCUGGCAGUCAACUGCGCGACUGCCGAGUAUCCGGAUCCUACAUGCAUAUGCACCACAGAGGUGUUUCAGAAGAUCAAAAAGAGAGAAAGGAACAAAGGUAAAUUGUGGCACCAAGUGGUAUUGAUAGCAUUGAUGAUUUCGAUUA